AAAGUAGAGCAAAGUGGACCAUAGUGGAUUAUCGCGAGUCCCUCUGCCGUCGAGGCUAUAUACGGAUUAUGUCUGUCUCCUCAACUUGAAAUGGUGGAGCGCAAAGUUUAUUUGUUUCGUUUUCGGGUUAUUUCCAUGAAUUUUGUUCUUCCCUAUUCCCCAAGCCUCUUGAGGAAUUUCCCUCUUCUUCGCAACGAUUGUACACGUUUUGGGCUGUGGAAGUUUAUAGUAAAGCAAGAUACGGGUCGACGAAACACCGAAAAAAAUCUAUGUAUUUAGCUUAUUGGAUGAGAUGACUGAUGGUGCAGAGGUCACUAUGGUUGAAGCAGAUGCAAUUGAGAGAAUUGUGGACCAAAAGAAAUUUGGUGAAGAAGUGCAUUAUAAAAUCAGAUGGAAAGAAAGCUGGGUUCCACGCACAAAACUAACCCACUGUUUUAAACAUAUCGAAGAAUAUUUCCUUGAGAAAGCUAAAGAUGUCGAACCAAAACCUCAAACAAAUCCUUUAAAUGUUCAAGAAGAAGAAGAACAACAAGAAAAAGAUCUUGUUGUUCCAAAUGAAGCAGAACUCAGAACGAACUUGGAUGAUGUGGAGGUGGCUAAAGUUAUUUCAGAUGUUGAAGCAUUAAAUCUAGAUACUCAAGAAAAGGAGGAAUCAGUUGAUUGUAAACCUGACAAUAAGGUUGAGGCUAAAGUUGAAGAAAACCCUGCAAUCGUGAGUGCAUCCAAAGUGGAUGCACUAAUUAAAAAGCCUGAUAUACAAAUUCCUGAAAGUCAAUCUUGGUAUGCAAAUGAGAAUGUGAGAAAGCAACUACUUAAGUUUUAUGACAAGUUUGCUAAAACACCAACAAAAGAAAUUAACAAGGCAAAGGUGAAACACGAGAUUUACAUGAAGAUGCUUGAAGUUGAAUUGAAAGAAGAAGGAUGGUGCAAAAAGCUAGAAUACACUGGUUCAUCAUACGAAGGUCUUAAGAUUACUGAAGAUGGGCUUGAAUUUGAUGUGAUGUUUGUUAUUGAUGGUAAAGGCUUGGAAACCUCACCAAUUCCUAAUAGGGAAGGUUACUGUAACCUCCACAUGCAAGAGGGUGUGGUUUCAAAACUUUUUGCAUCGUUUGGCAAUCAGGAGGGAAUGUUGAUGCCAAAGAAAAUGAUCUCUGAGUUCUUUAGUGUUUUACAACGAACAAUAAACAAACUGAAAUAUGAAAAGUUGUUCAAGUUGAGAAUUCAUGGCCCUGCUGUUCAAAUGGAUGUAAACGACGACAAGGGAAAUUUUUGGUACAGUGUAGAUUUAGUCCCAUCUGUUGAGGUUAAAGUUGAUGCAUCAGGUAAAGUUGAUCGUUUCGUCCCGAAACCCAUUAAUGAGCCUGAGAUUGGAAAUUUGUUGGAAAAUUCUUGGCGAUGUUCGUUUUCUAAGAAAGAGAAAGAUUUACUUAAAGGUUUGGAUACAGAUAACGGAUGUCGACGACAAGUUGUGCGGAUAAUGAAAACUCUUUGUAAAAGAGAGUCCACUUUGAAGGCACUGACGUCAUAUCAUCUGAAAACUGUUUUAUUUCAUAUGCUACCUGUUGAGCUUUCUUGGAAAAGUAUUGAUCUUACAGAAAGGCUUUUUGAUAUGCUAGGAGCCCUGGAGUUCUAUUUAUCAAAUCGAAAUUUACCACAGUAUUUCAUUCCUUCCAUGAAUUUGAUUGCAACAAUGAAGCCGACACAGUUAGCAAAUAUCAUUGAUCGCAUAAAAACUCUUCGUACAAGUGAGAAUAAGUUUAUCAAGGCAAUUAACUUUUAAUUUACUAAUAUUACUUUAGAAGUAGAUAUUGAAUAUUUAAAUUUUUCUAAACCAUUUUCACUUCAAAUUCUACAUACAAUCUUCAUUCCACUAUUGUGCGAGAGUAUAUGUGUGGCGUAACUUGAUUGUAUGAAAAGUUAAAAUAAACAAUAUUUUAAGCAAUCAACAUUAAAAAUUAGUCUUGUUUGUCAUAUUUAAUUUCUUGUUUUAAAUAAUUAAACCUCCAUUUUUUAGGUCAUUGUGUGAAAUGAUAUUUCAUCUUGAAAAGUAACCAUUUACAAUCCCACUUGGUUAUUAUAAACCUGUAAGGUUUAAAGCACGUUCUGGUAACUAAACAAUUUGAUCCUUCCUUUUUUUCCUUUCUUUUCUUUUCUUUCAAUUUUUUUUUUCUUUAAAUUUUUUUAUUUUCUUUAAAUUAAGCUUUUUUGAGUUCUCUCUAUUCUUGGAUAUGGAAAGGUUCAUGAAUAUCAGACCAUAUUUUGAUGAUUUCUGGACAUUGGUAUCAGUUGUUUUAAAAUUAUCAGAAAAUGUUUAUGAAAAAUAAGUUUUAGACGUAGCGUUAUAGUCAGAAGUUCCCAACUAUGAAAUCUCUGUUUCAUAACAGCAAAUAUUGACAAGUUAUUAUCAUUUGUUUCAGGAACAAUAAAUUGAUAAACAAGCGCAGAAUUUUGAAAUUGAUAAAAAAUGCUCUAAACUCCUUCUUUUUAAGAGUUAUGUAUUUUGCUUUGAAUAUGAUGUCUUUAGGAACUUUCCUAACAAAUUGGCAUAUUUUUUUAUUUCCAGGAUACAAAACUAAAGGUACUUUGUAGUUACAAAAUUGUUACGUUAUGUCAGUUUGUGAUCCCAAAACAAAAAGAGACAAAUAACUAUUUUUUUAGAAUUAUUUUAUAUGAAAAUACAGGUAAUUGGAGCAGUACUGUAUAUCCUAUGUAGAGCGAAAAUGUGAUAAUUUCAUAAUAAAAUUGAGAUAUUUUUCUUUGUAAAUCUUCACUUCUAGUUUUUUUAUUAUCAAAUCUUGUCCAAAAGCAUUUUAACACUUGCCUAUGUUAAAAACAAAUUAUAAACUCAAUACUUAAUAUGGGUCUAACAAUUACAUUUUUUUGAAAAAAGGCAGCAAUAAGGUGCAGAAUUUGGUUAUGUAAAUUUUUACGAUUUUAUCAUUUUAUUACCCCUAAAAUUGUUUUUAGGCAUUAUUAAAUAAGUCUUGAUAUGCUUUUUAUGCUCUUUACACAAAACAGGACAUUUAUGUAAUUGAAAAAUGAGUAUCUGUAUAUGACAUUCUAAUAAUUUUCGUUUGUUAAAAGUUUAUCAGUUUAUUGUUCAAAUACUCUACCACAACGGUUUUUUUUGGUAUUUUGUCCAACUCAGCUUUUGAGAAACAAGCAUACGCAUCAUCCCUAAAAAUUUUUGCAAACAACUGGAUUUAAAAAAAAAAUUAUGAGCAAACUUUGCUUUAUUGUUGUUUGAUAUGUAAGAAGCUGUCCAUAUAACGUUAGAGUUACUUGUACAAUAAAAGAUUUUCAAUGGUACAUUUUUUACAGUUCAAACUUGAUUGAUUAAGGUAAGAUUUUCUCCUCUUUUCAAACUCCAGUGCUUUUAUUUGAUAUAUAAUGUAAACUCUAGAUUACAAAUACAAUGAAGUUAUUGUGUAAAUGUACCUUCUAUAGAUAACAAUAUUUUUAAAAAUUAUUAAUUUUGUUAUUCCAGAGAGAUAAUGAUUUUGCCACUUAAAUCUAUAAUUCAUUGUAAUGUGUGUUUUUAAUUUUCAUAGUUUUUGUUGGAUUUAUGUUUUUAAUUUAUUAGCAAUUUAAGAAAACGAUUUUUGAAUUUCCUGUAAAAAAAUUAUCCUGCUUUUUGUAGAUAAUAGUAAAUUCUAAAUACAAAUGUUCCUAUUCAAAUUGUAACAAUCUUCAAUAGAAUAUUUUCUUGACCAUGCUAGUGA
Molecule: messenger RNA, 3722 nt
Organism: Hydractinia symbiolongicarpus
Lineage: Eukaryota; Metazoa; Cnidaria; Hydrozoa; Anthoathecata; Hydractiniidae
Product: cyclic GMP-AMP synthase-like
Exons: 7
Coding region: 293-1780 (495 amino acids)
Source: RefSeq, a predicted model, not a curated record